AUGGCAAUGUUCUUACUCCUCUCUGGAAUUAUUGUCCUUCAUCUCCUACUGCUGAUUGAGUGUGUCAACCUCCUCAUCCUUCCGCGCGUAGCGAACCAUCCGUGCGACUUCGUCCCUACGCUCGCGCUCUGGGUUCGAUUCCCACCUCGACCUUGUUUUUCCCUUUUUCCGAAAAAAACGAAAGCUCAAUGCGAGACGGGUCAGGAGACGGCGGCAGCGCCUCCACGCGCAGAAACGCCCGUGCCUAGGGUUUGGGCGAAGGGCACAGCGGCUGCACAUCCUGGCGGCCAGUGCGGCAACCAGAUCGCCGCCAAGUUCUCGGAGGUGAUUUGCGAGGCUGCGCCGCCGACCCCAACCUCUUCCUCCUCGCCGGUUCCCUGUCUCGCACUCCGCCUCGGCCUGCCGGGCUCCAAGUCCUCCGACCACAACAGGGACUACUGCGAGGACAUCGCAGCCACGCUCUCCCUCAGCCCGCUGCCAGCUGCCGCAUCCGCUGGCGUCUCCGCCAAGCGCGCCUUCCCAGACCCCGCCCAGCGCCCCGGCGCUGUCAAGGCUAGCGACGACAAGCAAGCUUCCCCCCGCCACGCCGCCGGCCGCCAAAGCGCAGUUGGUGGGAUGGCCCCCCAUGUUGAGCUACCGGAAGAACACCCUCGCCGCGAGCGCCUCCAAGAGCAAGGUGCCGGCGUAGGAGGCCGUGUCCAGAGGCGGGCCCAUAGGAAAGACAGGCUGACUAAUGGCUCAAAGGUGGAUGCCCUCAAAGACCAGGAUUAUGUCCUUACAUAUGACGAUAAGGAUGCAGACUGGAUGCUUGUCAGUGAUCUUUUAGAGGAGCAUAGAGGAUUAUGCUACCCUGCACUUUGCAGGGCCGCGGUGACGCUCAGAGCGGAGGAGGCUGCCGAGGCCACGCAAGAAUGA
Miscanthus lutarioriparius is the source of this 915-nucleotide messenger RNA. The record is from the annotation of a GenBank genome assembly. Lineage: Eukaryota; Viridiplantae; Streptophyta; Magnoliopsida; Poales; Poaceae.